AUGCCUGGGUACUCUCUCAUUACCGAUGGACGCCACGGCUCGGCAAUCCGCUCACUCACCCCGCUAAAGAACCGUGUCCGUGCUCGGCCAAACGGUGCUGCUUCACUCCUGACCCCAUCCGGAGGCAGGUCCACCAGCUAUUGCGAACGGAGGAGCCCGGGGAUGUCCAAGCCAAGCCUUCACGAGUCCAUCCUCCGCGAUUCGUUGGCAGAAGAGCUGGGCCUCACUGCCUCGAUGCGCGUGCUGCCCGAAAGGAGUACCAGGACCAACUUAUUUCAGGCCUUGGACAGUCAAAUGCAAGAGAUCAAUGCGCAGCUGACGGUACACCCUGACAUAGAGGUACCCAAGUACACAAGAAAGGACUUUUACGGCGCGGAUGUGCCGAGAGAUGUCGCCCCCUCUUACUCUGGUGCCGUCACAACCACAGAGCCCGGCUAUCGCCGCUCACCUGUCUCUCUGUCUGGGGAGUACCGUCCUACGAGAAGCUACGUGGAUAAUAGCCACUCUGGUCUGAGUGGUAAGCCGUUCCCGGAGCUCCUGCAAUUCAACCAGGGGGAUAUCAGUGACUACAAUCCCAUGGGUGUCUAUAGCUCUUGUAGCGUUAUUAAGAACCGGGCCCUUGCGCAGUCCAGCUACAAUCCUGACCUGUUCCCGGACGCCCUCAUAGGGAAGCCGAAGGUCGACACAACCAGGGUGAUAACCGCUCCUAAAAAUAAUGGGACGCUUAAUGGGCCUCUGCGGUACAGUUCAGAGUAUGAGCAUGGUAAUGCACGAAUUGAGCUGGGGACUUUCGACAGAAGCGCAACGAUACGCACCAUCGGCAACGUCACUCAGAACGCCACUUCUACUAGCCGCCCUCUAACAGUGAGCACCCUCUCUUGA
Messenger RNA from Giardia duodenalis, 882 nucleotides. RefSeq lists its product as uncharacterized. Bases 1 to 882 code for a protein of 293 amino acids. The record is from RefSeq and is a predicted model, not a curated record. Lineage: Eukaryota; Fornicata; Diplomonadida; Hexamitidae. The transcript has a single exon.